Schistocerca americana (American grasshopper) is the source of this 2572-nucleotide messenger RNA. It is a transcript of the gene TfAP-2, whose product is annotated as transcription factor AP-2-beta. NCBI's taxonomy places the organism in Eukaryota, Metazoa, Arthropoda, Insecta, Orthoptera, Acrididae. Gene Ontology annotation, biological process: anatomical structure development; regulation of transcription by RNA polymerase II; regulation of cell population proliferation. Gene Ontology annotation, cellular component: nucleus. The coding region runs from base 128 to 1117 and encodes 329 amino acids. The transcript is spliced from 8 exons. The record is from RefSeq and is a predicted model, not a curated record. Gene Ontology annotation, molecular function: RNA polymerase II transcription regulatory region sequence-specific DNA binding; DNA-binding transcription factor activity, RNA polymerase II-specific.
GACGCUCAGCUCGCUGCACCAGGCGCACCACUACAACCAGCUGACCGCCGCCGCCGUGUCCGCGGGCCAGCGCGGCGCGCACGACGCCCUGCGACGCUCCGACGCCGACGCCCUGCACGUGACCAACAUGCACGCGUCGUUCCCGUACGAGUCGAACCGCGCGGCCCGCGACUACGGCGUGCGGCGGCCCGACGUGCUCAUCCAGUCGCACCCGGGGCUCGACGGCCAGGACCCCCUGGUGCUGCACGGAGGACUCUCCGCCGUCGACGACCCGCAGAACACCAGCGUGGACGAUGGUGCCGUCUUCAUCAACGACCUGCCCCUGCUCAAGAGCAUGAAGCCGCGCAGCGAGGGUGGCAAAGACGUGGUGCUGUCGUCGGCGUCGGCGCCGUCGGACGUGUUCUGCAGCGUGCCGGGCCGGCUGUCGCUGCUCAGCUCCACCUCCAAGUACAAGGUCACCGUCGGCGAGGUCCAGCGCCGCCUCAGCCCGCCCGAGUGCCUCAACGCCUCGCUGCUCGGCGGUGUGUUGCGCAGAGCCAAGUCGAAGAACGGCGGCCGCCUUCUGCGGGAGAAGCUGGAGAAGAUCGGGCUGAACCUGCCGGCUGGCCGCCGGAAAGCUGCCAACGUCACUCUCCUCACGUCCCUGGUUGAAGGAGAGGCGAUCCACUUGGCGCGGGACUUCGGCUACGUCUGCGAGACUGAGUUCCCCGCACGGCAGGUGGCGGAGUACCUGAGCCGGCAACACACGGACCCCAGCGAGUCCUACCGCCGCAAGGAGCUCAUACAUGCCACCAAGCAGAUCACCAAAGAGCUUAUGGACCUGCUGAACCAGGACCGUUCACCACUGUGCAAUACCCGACCACAACAUAUCUUGGAUCCCAGUAUCCAACGUCACCUGACACACUUCUCGCUUAUAUCUCAUGGAUUUGGUAGUCCAGCGAUUGUUGCUGCCCUCACCGCUAUACAGAAUUUUUUGACUGAGUCAUUAAAGCAUCUGGAGAAGAUGUACCCAUCAACCAACAAUAAUGGUGGAUCACACAUAUCAGUGAGCUCUUCCCAACAACCAGGUGGUGGCAUGGAUUCAAAGCCGAAGGAACUCAGUGAUAUGAAGAAGUGAGGCUGGCUACGACGGGCUGCGGGAACCACCAAUCAUUCGUGGCCCUUCAAUUGACACUGCGGUCUAGGUCCCUUCCCUGUACUUAAUGCAAAUCUUUCUUUAUUAAGUAUGUGAAAAGAAUGUAAAAAAGAACAAGGUCACAAGAACAGAACUGUUGGACUUUUCAUCAUUGUGAAGUGGUUACUUGUGGCUAUGAACAAUUCUAAUGGAUACUUUCUCGAAAAAUGUUGCAUUUCAUUUUGUGAUCAUUCUUAGCUGUUAGACAGAGGGUGCCUCAGCUUCACAAACUGGAAUAAGUGGCAGCAGUUCUACUGGUACUGUAAUGAUUACCAUCAACAUUCUGGGGAUUCAUCAAUAUGACAUUCAACAUAUCAGUGUCAUACAGCAGAAAGAAGGUAGCUUCUCAUAUAAUGAGAAAUGAAACCUGCUCAAGAUUGCAGGCUCCAGGAUUUCGGAGUCUCCAUUUUGACAUAAAUUUACAAACAAAAAUUAAGAAGCCUUGUUCCUUUCUAUGUGUGCUAAAAUACAAAAUUAUUCAUUGACAUUUUAGCAAUAACUUUUGUCCAUGCAUUGUGAGUCAAGUAAUUGCAGCAUUUCACUUGGAUCUUUGGCUUGUUUUCUGUAUAACUAACACUAAAUGUGUUGGUAAAGCCUUCUUUGGAAUGCUACUUUAUUCAAACUUAUACACAUUGCUUUUCUUCUCUUGAUUGUUGUUAAUUAAGAAUAUAAGAAACAAAAACUGAUGUAUAUCAAUAUCAGACUCAAAUUAUGACUGUAAUAAGCAUAUCUCAUCUCACAGCCAAACAACACACUCUGUAGGGCAAUGCCUGCAGAAAAAUAAAUGUCUGGUAUUAAAUUAAAUUCAUCCUGAUUUCAUGUGAAUACAGAGUUUUGCCAAUGAUCAGCAAUAAGGGUGUUAACUCCAUAAAGUGCAGUUUCAGUAAACAACUGUAACUGAAUUUAAUAUUCAUUGUGGGGAACAAAGCGGCCUAUAAAGUAAUUAAGCUGUGUUGUUAUUUCUGGUUCAGGUAUAUACAUACAUUCCAAAUAAUGACAAAGAGCUGUAUGAUCAUCUGCAAGCCUAGACAUGAUACAGAGACUGUAAAUGUUAGUAUGACACCUUAGUCUAACAAACACCCUCCACAAAUAUUUCAACGUGCCAAAAUUUAGUGCAGAUUUUCUGACCUACAAUUCAUAACUAUUUCUAAGAUUCUCAAUAUUGUUGCAACAAAUUUUGUAUUAGUAUUUAAAUAUGAUUUGUUUUUAUAUAAAUAAUUAGUUAAUAGUUUAUGAUGCGUGUGUAUGCAUAGGUGUGAAUGUGUAGUGUGUAAAAAAAGUGUAAAAAUUGUUUUUCAUAAUGAUGUAACAACACCUGCAUGCUGUACAAGAGAAUUCUCAAGGUGAUACUAUUGUUCAGUGAAAUUUAAAUGUGAAUUUAUAAAUUAAAAUGUCUUA